This is a messenger RNA of Aspergillus melleus, 717 nucleotides long. RefSeq lists its product as uncharacterized. Lineage: Eukaryota; Fungi; Ascomycota; Eurotiomycetes; Eurotiales; Aspergillaceae. The record is from RefSeq and is a predicted model, not a curated record. Gene Ontology annotation, molecular function: polygalacturonase activity. The coding region runs from base 1 to 717 and encodes 238 amino acids. The transcript is spliced from 2 exons. Gene Ontology annotation, biological process: carbohydrate metabolic process.
AUGAAACUCCAAUCCCUCACCCAGGCAGCAAGUCUGCUGCUCUCUCUGGGCACCGCAGUAGAGGGCUUCACUCGCUCCAGGAACGACGCCUGCAAGCCCAACAACCCAUUCAAACCAUUGCCCACCAGUCACCAACGAAGCAAAACCUGUCGUGUCUCGGCCCACGGCGACGGCACUGACGACUCGCCUGCUAUUCUAAAAGCGAUCAAGAAGUGCAAUAAUGGUGGAAAGGUCGUCUUCGAUGAGGAUAAGGAAUAUACUAUCGGGACGGCGCUGGAUUUGACUUUUCUGAAGAAUAUUGAUCUUGAAAUCCUCGGCAAGAUCCAAUUCACCAACGACACCGACUACUGGCAGAAGAACUCCUUCAAACACACCUUCCAGAACUCCAGCACCUUCUUCCAGAUUGGUGGCGAAGACGUCAACGUGUAUGGCGGCGGCACGCUAGACGGCAACGGCCAGGCCUGGUAUGACCUGUUCGCCGAGGACGCGCUGAUCCUGCGUCCUAUCCUGGUGGGAAUUAUCGGCUUGAAGGGCGGCACGAUUGGGCCGUUGAAGCUGCGGUACUCGCCGCAGUGGUAUCAGCUUGUUGCCAACUCGUCGGAUGUGCUGUUCGAUGGGAUUGAUAUCUCUGGGUAUAGUAGCAGUAAGCAUGAGGCGAAGAAUACGGAUGGAUGGUUUGUCUCUCUGCAUUUUCUUUAUAUGCGAUUGGUGGUUUGA